CUUGUUUGGGGCGCGGGCCGGGCCCUGCCCCUCCGACCGACCGACAGACCGACCGACUGACCGACGGACGGUCUUGGCCAUGAGGAACACGAGCAAAGAAUUCUCCGGAUCCCCAAACCGCUACGCUCCUUGUGACUGGUAUUACCAUCUUCCACUGAAACGACCGGAAAAGACUUCCGACAUCACCCUGCCUCCAGCAUCCCAGAUCCCAGGCUUGAGCGACCUCGGAGAACCUCACCCUGAGAUUACGUUUCGCAGCCGUCGGAAAUGGAUAAAAGACACGGACUCAGACUACGUCAAGCUGGCGAAACAAGGAGGAAGGCCCGAUUUAUUGAAACACACUACUCCUGGAACAAGAAAAGGCUCUCCGGUAGCAUAUUCAGUGCCCGACUGGUACAUCCACCACAGCAAGCCAACGACAGUCGAUCAGACCCACUACACGGUACCUGAUUGGUAUACUCACCACAGGAAACCAUCAGCAGCUGAUCAGAGAGAAAUUCCUGUGUCCUCCAUGCCAGAUUAUAUGAUUCAUGAAGAAUUUAACCCCAAUCAAGCUAAUGGGAUUUAUGAGUCCAAAAGGGGGCCUUUUGAUUUUGAUAUGAAAACAUUUUGGCAGAGGGAAGCUGAGGAAAAUGAAAAAGAGAAAAAAAAGGUGAAACUGCCGGCCAUUAACUCAAGGUAUUCAAGAAGAAUGGUCUCUUCCACUGCUGGAACCAAGGAUAGUAAUUCGGGAAGUAAGAUUUCCUUUCCACCAAUGCCCGGUCAAAGAUCAAGCGAGCCAACAAACUUCAGUAAACUGAUUAGCAAUGGUUAUGUAGAGGGGGAUAAAAGAUCUCGGCAAACAUCCAAAAUUUCUGAGGUGACCGAAAUUUCUGAAGAAUCUCAGAGCUCGGAAAUUCCUGAAGACACUGAAAAACAUGAAGAUUCCACUAGUCCAAGUGAAGCCAUCUCUCAGUCAGGAUCAACACCAUCGGAGCUCAAAUAAAAUCUGCAGCUGCUAAACACGAUAAGCUGUAGGGAAAACAAAACAGAACAAAAAAAAUAACAUUGCCCGUGAAACACCUCUAUAGGAAGACCUUGGUUACGAUAUAUUGAUAUAAGUGCUUUAAGAAAAGGUAAUUUGGUAGUGCGAUUUGACAAUGCUGGCAUGUAUAGCAAUGUAGACAAGGUGUGUAUUCCCCUCACCCCUUUUCCCCCUUCCCUGGAAGGAUAAUAUGAGAUAACAUAAUAGGACAAACUAAAUGUUUGUCUUUUGUUCCACUUGGUCAGUUAACUGGUGAAUUUUCCCGGAUAUCACUGACAGCAAUUAUUUCUUCCUUUGCUGAGUACUAUAGGACUUCACCUGGUGUUUGUGUUUUAUAAUCACCUACAGCACAUGGUUUUGAAAAUGGAGGGGGUGUUAACUGAAAAUCUACAAGGUAUUUUUGAAAUAUUCUCCAUGGUUUUUCAUUCCUUUUAGAAAUGAUUUUGAACACCUAUGAAAGUUCUCUCUUAAAUAUUUCAUUUAAAUAUUAGAAUACUGUUGGGUAAGUGAAGCAUUUUUAUUUUGUACGCCCUUGAAGUUUCGAAGUAACAAGGAGUGUAAUGCAAGAAUAUUAUAAUGUUCACUUAGGAGAAAUUACGAUUCCAUUGUUCAUAUAUUUGAAGGUUUAGACUGUUAAAUAUUUAGCACAAGCAAAUGGCAUUGCUUGCUUUAUGGAAAAUAGUGCUUAAUUAACAUGUUGUAAUAUAGGUUCUGCCAUUCAAUCGAGAGACUUAAAAGUCAACUUCAUCACACUGAAGGUUGUCACUCAUUUCAUAAAUUGCACGUACACAGUGGUCUGUGUUAAACGGCUACCGUUAUAAAAGGGCCUUGCACAAUUAAUUUGGGGCCGUUAGAAUUCAUUAGGUUAAAUCUGAAGAAUUACAAUAUGUUUAAUCGAAAAUUUGCUUGUUUUUUGUUUCAAAAUGAACUGACUGUAAACUAUGUAUUUGUUCACCUGAAAUAAAAAUCGAA
Molecule: messenger RNA, 1996 nt
Organism: Tachyglossus aculeatus (Australian echidna)
Lineage: Eukaryota; Metazoa; Chordata; Mammalia; Monotremata; Tachyglossidae
Gene: C18H7orf57
Product: chromosome 18 C7orf57 homolog
Exons: 9
Coding region: 80-985 (301 amino acids)
Source: RefSeq, a predicted model, not a curated record